This is a messenger RNA of Acomys russatus (golden spiny mouse), 2981 nucleotides long. RefSeq names its product major facilitator superfamily domain containing 14A (gene Slc71a1). Gene Ontology annotation, cellular component: membrane. The record is from RefSeq and is a predicted model, not a curated record. Gene Ontology annotation, molecular function: transmembrane transporter activity. Bases 152 to 1624 code for a protein of 490 amino acids. Lineage: Eukaryota; Metazoa; Chordata; Mammalia; Rodentia; Muridae. Gene Ontology annotation, biological process: transmembrane transport. The transcript has 12 exons.
GUGACGCGCCGCCGGAGGCAGGCCGGGCCCUCAAGAUGGCGGCGUGCGCCCUGAGCGGCUCGGCCCGGCAGUAGUGGCGGGACCGCACUCGCCGCUGGGGCCGCCCGCCCCCUGAGUGGCUGUUACAGCGCCGGGAGUCGAGGAUGGUAAAAUGACCCAGGGGAAGAAAAAGAAACGGGCCGCGAACCGCAGUAUCAUGCUGGCCAAAAAGAUCAUCAUUAAGGACGGAGGCACGCCUCAAGGAAUAGGCUCCCCUAGUGUUUAUCAUGCGGUGAUUGUCAUCUUUUUGGAGUUUUUUGCUUGGGGACUACUGACAGCACCCACAUUGGUGGUAUUGCAUGAAACCUUCCCUAAACACACAUUUCUGAUGAAUGGCUUAAUUCAAGGAGUAAAGGGUUUGUUGUCAUUCCUCAGUGCCCCGCUAAUUGGUGCUCUUUCUGAUGUUUGGGGCCGGAAAUCAUUCUUGCUGCUAACAGUGUUUUUCACAUGUGCUCCCAUUCCUCUGAUGAAGAUCAGCCCAUGGUGGUACUUUGCUGUUAUCUCUGUCUCUGGGGUUUUUGCAGUGACGUUCUCUGUGGUAUUUGCAUAUGUAGCAGAUAUAACUCAAGAGCAUGAAAGAAGCAUGGCUUAUGGGCUGGUUUCAGCAACAUUUGCUGCCAGCUUGGUCACCAGCCCUGCAAUUGGAGCUUACCUUGGACGAGUGUAUGGGGACAGCUUGGUGGUGGUCCUUGCCACAGCAAUUGCUCUGCUAGACAUCUGUUUUAUCCUUGUUGCUGUGCCAGAGUCAUUGCCUGAGAAGAUGCGGCCAGCAUCAUGGGGAGCUCCCAUUUCCUGGGAGCAGGCUGACCCCUUUGCAUCUUUAAAAAAAGUGGGCCAAGAUUCCAUCGUGCUGCUGAUCUGUAUCACGGUGUUCCUCUCCUACCUACCAGAGGCGGGCCAGUACUCCAGCUUCUUCUUAUACCUCAGACAGAUAAUGAAAUUUUCUCCAGAAAGUGUGGCGGCCUUUAUAGCCGUCCUUGGCAUUCUGUCCAUCAUUGCACAGACCAUAGUCUUGAGUUUACUCAUGAGGUCAAUUGGAAAUAAGAACACCAUCUUAUUGGGUCUGGGAUUUCAAAUAUUGCAGCUGGCAUGGUAUGGCUUUGGUUCAGAACCUUGGAUGAUGUGGGCUGCUGGGGCAGUAGCAGCCAUGUCUAGCAUUACUUUUCCAGCUGUUAGUGCUCUUGUUUCACGAACUGCUGAUGCUGACCAACAGGGUGUUGUUCAAGGAAUGAUAACGGGAAUCCGAGGAUUGUGCAAUGGUCUGGGACCAGCCCUUUAUGGGUUCAUUUUCUACAUUUUCCAUGUAGAACUUAAAGAACUGCCAAUCACAGGAACAGACCUGGGGACAAACACAAGCCCUCAGCAUCACUUUGAACAGAAUUCCAUCAUCCCUGGCCCCCCCUUCCUCUUUGGAGCCUGUUCAGUACUGCUGGCUCUGCUCGUUGCCUUGUUUAUUCCAGAACAUACUAAUUUAAGUUUAAGGUCCAGCAGUUGGAGAAAGCACUGUGGUAGUCACAGCCAUCCUCACAGUACACAAGCGCCAGGGGAGGCCAAAGAACCUUUGCUCCAGGACACAAAUGUGUGAUGACCGAAUCAGGAGGACUUCUUUCAGCACCCAGGUCUUAGUUUUCGCCUGUAGUUCUGGAUGUACAUUCCAUUUGCAUCUACAAAGUACUUUAAGAUUGUCUUAGGAAAUAUCUGCAUGAACUCCGUGGGAACUAAAGAAAGAACUGGACAGUUUUCCAAAGAUGUUACAAUUUCUUUCUAAAAGAAACCUUUUGUUUAUUACCACCACUCUCUUGCCACUGAACUGUUUGAUCACACAUCUUUAAUUAAAGCUAUAUAUGUAACUCCGCUGUCAGCACGUCUCUGCUGCCAUUUCCUCAGCUGUUGAGCCUUUACCUGCAAGCGCUGACUCAGUGACACAGUAGGCAGGAUGGUCACGGACCUGUUCGCUUUAACGUUGUAAAAGCCCGAGUCAGAUCUUAACAUUGUAAAAUCUUGGGCCAAAUAAUUCAAAGCCUUAAUGCAGAUGCACUAGAAUAAAGAAAUGGUAAAGAAUUGUUUGCAUUUAAAACAACAAAAACUUGUGAAAAUUGUAGAAAAUCAGAAUCAUGUUUUGAGCUUGUUUGCCAUCAUUUUAUUUAAGACAUUCACCACUGUUUUGAAGUAUGAAGAUACCAGCCACUUAGAAUUUAAGUUGGGCCUAUACAGAGCCUAUACAGCUGUGUUCUGGCUCCAUUUGUUAAAAUUCUCUGCUUCUUAUACCACUAUUCCUUUGAUGUUGCAUAAUCAUAAGGACCUCAACACUUGAAUACAUAAUCUAAAAACUAUAUAGUAAAGCUGGUAGCCUUGAAAAUGUCAAUGUGAUAUCUAUAUGUAGAUAAAUAUAUAUAGUGGCCUUUCAGGACUGUCACAGUAACACUUUAUUUACAGAGCUAAUGUUUGUCCUAAAUUUUCAGGACCCUAGAAGAGAGCUUUAUACAAUUACUGAUGUGAAUUUCUCUAAAGUGUAUAUUUUUGUGUCCAGUUAUAUUAUUUAAAAAGUGUUACUUUGUAAAAAUUGUACAUAAAGUAUUGUAUAGUUUACACUGUUUUCAUCUUGUGUGUGGUUACUGCCUAAUGCUUUUUAAACUUGGAGCAUUCACUACGAUUAAAUAAGGUCUCAAAAUGUAAAUAUUCUGUUAAUAAAAUUAAAUAUUUUAAUGAUUUUUUUCUUUUUAAAAAAGUCUUGAUCUGUGAGUCCCUGUGAGGCUUGUUUGGGCUUUGUUACCAUAAGCAUUUUUAUAGUAACAAAUCUUACCUUAUCUUACCUUCUCUGUAGUCCAUUUGCUUGCCCUCACUUUACCAAAACAAAAAAAGAAAAAACCCUGAGGCUAAAAAUGCAAAGUUUGCAAGUGAACUGGAAGUAGUUGAUUACCUAAGCACAGACUCUGCAGGGC